AAAACAUUUUUAUUCGGCUUUUUGUUGAGAUUUAUCGGGAAACACACACAAACGAAACAUGAGGGUUCUACUAGAGGAAAUGGUUUUGGACAAGACCCGCGAGUCUGCUCUCGAUAGAGUUGUGAACUUAAAUUUCGUCAACUGCGACCUGACGGACGUUUCCAUUGUCCAAAGCAUGCCCAACUUGGAGAUAGUCGCUCUGUCGGUGAACGCGAUCAAGUCACUGGAGGUAUUCGCUGGCUGCACUAAGCUGCAGCAGCUGUACCUGCGAUCAAAUCAAAUUGAGGACAUCAAUGAGAUUAGGCAUCUGAGAGACCUGCAACAUCUCACGGUAUUGGCCCUGGAGGCCAAUCCUUGUGCAGAAUGUGCUGGUUCAGAGUAUCGAAAUAUCCUGCUCCGCGCUUUUCCAAAGCUGCAAAAAAUAGAUCGCGUUGAUGUAACUCCGGAGGAGCUCACAAAUGCCUUGCAGAAGCCACCAGAGGUAUCCUUGUACCCCGUGGACGCCUUUCAGCAGUCCGAUGAACAGCAGAGGCGCUGCUUGAGUGCCCAGAUGGGGGAACAGCUGGCCCAAUUGGUACAGCUUGUGCCAUUCACAGCCGGACACCAGAACCAGGAGCUACCACCACCAGCACCAGCUGCUCCUUCGAUGGCACUUAAACCGAACCGUAGCCGUACUCCGAUUGGCUCCAUCGCCUCUGGGGAGUAUCGUGGAAGGCGCCUGGCACGCCUGUCGUCCAUCGUGUCCGUGGCUGCCAGCUACCAGUCGUCGGACUUUGGUCCGAGCUCCAGAGAUCUCGAUGCUUGGAACUGCAACCAGCAGCAGCAGCAGCAGCAGCAUCAGCAGCAUCAGCAGCAUCAGCAGCAGCAGUUGCAGCGGGUGCACGAUCAGAUGCAGCUUCAGAUGUCCCGGCAAUCGUGCGGCCGCAGCCAGCAGCAGAUGGUGCACCAACAGCCGCGUAGUCCGCAUCGAGCACCCAGACUGAGGAAUGCCCCACUGCCACCACCACAAUGGCAGACACGCGACAACGAUUACUGGCAAUACAGCAACAUGGAGUCGCCCCAGCCGUUGGUCAACUAUCCAUCGGGGGGCAACAACAGGCGUCGUGGACAGCCCAUAGAAAGAAAUCUUCUAACAGCCGUAUUGUAUAUGCUGCAGGAACUAGAUCUAGGGGCUGUCCAGGAGCUGGAAAAUGUUGUCAGUGAGCGCCUGAGGAAUCUCAAGCGCGACUAAAGGCCCACAGAUCACACACACACACACACACACACACACGUUCAAUACCAUUUCAUGUUUCAGUCGUUAAGGCCUCGCUAUAACAAGGCAGACGCCCUACACGUUGUGCGAUCCCUUGUUAUAGCUGGUUUAGUUAGUUCCAGUUCAAAUUCAAUUGUUUUAACUAAAAAUUAUCAAUA
Drosophila persimilis is the source of this 1410-nucleotide messenger RNA. RefSeq lists its product as uncharacterized. Gene Ontology annotation, molecular function: protein binding. The coding region runs from base 59 to 1231 and encodes 390 amino acids. The record is from RefSeq and is a predicted model, not a curated record. Lineage: Eukaryota; Metazoa; Arthropoda; Insecta; Diptera; Drosophilidae. The transcript is spliced from 3 exons. Gene Ontology annotation, biological process: cytoskeleton organization.